Molecule: messenger RNA, 3174 nt
Organism: Castor canadensis (American beaver)
Lineage: Eukaryota; Metazoa; Chordata; Mammalia; Rodentia; Castoridae
Source: RefSeq, a predicted model, not a curated record
GGAAUCUUGGUUCUUCUCUUUCUGUUGCAUCAUCUUUGCAUAUGGCUUCCAUCCUCAAGAGUGACCUCAUCGCUGGACACUGUGGAGCCAAGGGGAACCCCCUGACUCAAAGGUCAUCAGUGUCAUCCCUUUUGAGGUCAUGACCUAAGAGACCAAGGCCCAGAAGAGGCGGAGUCUCAAGUCAAGAGUGGUGACAAUGGGUCUGGUCCAGCCACCAGUCAGGCAGCAACACAGGACCCUGGGGUAAUGAGGACCCCACCCUGCCCACAGCUAGAGCCUACCUGUACUAGACUCAGCACUGUUCAGAGCUGACUGGAAGAUGGCGCUAACCCAGGGGAUGCUACAGGUGACCCUGCUGGCUCUGUGUUGGAGGACCAGCCUGGCAGAGGAAGGAGAAACUGUUCCAAUGCAGACCCUGAAUUGCUACAACGACUACACCAGCCACAUCGUCUGCAGCUGGGCAGACACCGAGGACGCCCUGCAGCUCAUAAAUGUGACCCUGCAUCGGCGAUUAAAUGAGAGCCCUCCAGAGCCAGUGUCCUGUGACCUCAGUGAGGACUUGUCCUGGUCAAAAUGCCCAUCUUCCAGCUGUGUGCCCAGAAGAUGUGUCAUUCCCUACCAGGGUUUUGUUCUUGCCGACAAUGACUACUUCUCAUUCCAGCCAGACCGGCCUCUGGGAGACCAGCUCACAGUUACACUGACCCAGCAUGUCCAGCCACCGCCACCCAAGGACGUCCACAUCAGCACCACUGGGGCCCACUUCCUGCUGACCUGGAGCGUGCCUCUUAGGGAUGUCCAGAGGCCCUGGCUGUCGCAGGGGGACCUGGAGUUUGAGGUGGUCUACAGGAGGCUUCAGGACUCCUGGGAGGACGGCACCACCCUGCAGUGCACGUCCUCCCACGUGGUCCUGGAGCCAGAGCUCCUGAUGCCCAGCACCUCCUAUGUGGCCCGAGUGCGGACCAAGCUGACCCCAGGCUCAGGCCUGUCAGGAAGGCCCAGCAGAUGGAGCCCUGAGGUGCACUGGGACUCCCAGCCAGGGGACAAGGCCCAGCCCCAGAAUCUGCAGUGCUUCUUUGACGGGGUCCACACGCUCAGCUGCUCCUGGGAGGUACGGUCCCAGGUGACCAGCUCCAUCUCUUUCAGCCUCUUCUACAGGUCCAGCUCAAGUGCACGGGAGGAAGAAUGUUCUCAGGUGCAGAAGGAGGAGCUGGAUGGCCUCUACACCAGGCAGCGCUGCAGGAUUUCUGUGCCGGACCCUGGGGCUCACGGCCAGUACACCGUCUCUGUUCGGCCACGGAGGGAAGAGAAAUUCAUAAAGAGCUCAGACCACAUCCAGAUGGGCCGCCCCACCAUCAGUGUGACCAAGGAUGGAGACAGCUACAGCCUGCGCUGGGAAGCAGAGAAAAUGUUCUACACACACAUUGAUCAUGCCUUCGAGGUCCAGUACAGGAAAGAGACCACCAAAUGGGAGGACAGCAAGAGCGAGACCCUACAGCACGCCCACAGCAUGCCCCUGCCAGUGCUGGAGCCGGACACCAAGUACUGUGCCAGGGUGAGGGUCAAGCCCAGCCCUGGACCCUACCGUGGGAUCUGGAGCGAAUGGAGCGGGGAGCACUGCUGGACCACUGAGUGGGCUCUGCCCAUGUGGGUGCUGGCGCUGGUCCUGGCCUGUGUCACCCUUGCCUUGCUUGUGGCCCUCCGCUUCGGUGGCAUCUACGGAUACAGGCUGAACAGAAAGUGGAAGGAGAAGAUCCCCAACCCAGGCAAGAGCCUCCUGUUCCAGAACGGAAGUGCAAGACUGAGGCUCCCAGACAGCACAUCAGCCUUUGCCAGCAGGAUCCCCACUCCGCAGGGGCCCUGGCGCAGCCUCUGUCCUGAGCUGGAGGGGGUGUUCUCUGUAGAUUUGGGAGACAGUGAGGUGUCACCUCUCACCACAGAGGAUCCUAAAGGUGUCUGUGACCCACCGUCUGAUCCUGACACAACCCCAGCUGCCCAUGGCCUGCCCACAAAACAGCCACCCACCCCCUCAACCACCCUGCCAGCCCCUGAAGACAGGCCUGAGGGCCAGGUCUCCAGCUUUGACUUCAAUGGACCCUACCUAGGGCCACCUCACAGCCGCUCCCUGCCUGACAUUAGGGGCCAGAAGGUGUCCCCACAGGCAGGUGGGACCCCAAAGCCAUCCCUGCCAGGCUCCUUGGAGUACCUAUGUCUACCGCCUUGGGGACAAGUACAGCUGGUCCCAUUGGCCCAGGUGAUGGGGCAGGGCCAGGACAAGGACAGGGAGUGUCAGCCCAGUCCAGUGGCUGAGGGGAACCCAUCCCUAGAGGCUGGGGGAAGCCCUGCCUCUCUUGCACCUGGACUGAGUGUGAGUGGACAGGACCCAAAGGAAAGCCUGGUGGCUCUACCCAUGAGCUCUGGGGCCCCUAAGGAGUCCAUGAUGGCUUCUGAUUAUGUCACUACUGCUGACAUGUCACUCACCCUGCCCACAGGGUCCCCAUCUGUCUCUCUGACUUCUCCUCUGGACCUCCCCUUAGACCAGAAUCCCAGCCUCUGUCCUAGACUGCUGAGUGAGCCCCCUGGGACCCCAGCCCUAGGAAAGCCAGAGUUUGAGGGCUAUGUGGACCUCCCUCCAACCAUGGGGCAGUCCCCCAAGUCCCCUGUGGGCAGUCCUGCCCCUCCUGCACCCAUCAGCCCUGGGCUGAGCCCAGGGGAGCCCCGGGAGGAUGUGACUCCUGUGUCCCCACACCCUGAGGGGCUCCUUGUGCUGCAGCAGGUGGGGGACUAUUGUUUCCUCCCUGGCCUGGGACCUCUCUCACCCCGGAACAAGCCCUCCUCCCCUGGUCCAUGUCCUGACAUCGGAAACCUAGACCAGGUUUUUCCUGUCAAGAAGCCCCCCUGCCAGCCUACACCUCAGGUACCAGCCAUUCAGUUCUUCAAGUCCCUGAAGCAGCAGGACUACCUGGCCCUGCCCCCUUGGGAUAUCAGCAGGCCUGGGAAGGUGUGCUGAGGCUUCAGCCCUGCUCCAUCCUAGACUUCUCUAUAGAGCCUGAGAGGCUUCCAUGCUGAGAUCCAGGGUCCCCUUGACCUCGUCAGUACAUCCCUCUCCAUCCUCUCUCUGUCUUCUUUUUCUCCUCUUCCUCCUCCCCCCUCCUCCCUCUCUGUGUCUUCUUUUUC